AUGAAAGGCCCAGAACCCCCAGACCACCACCAGAACGUUGCAGCAGCAACACAAACCUCCCCCACAAACACAUCAUACCCUCAACACCUACCACACCAAAACCCACCUACACACCAACAACACCCACAACAAACAUCACAUCCUCAGCGACCAACGGAAUACAACCCACCUCCACUACAGCAACAACAACCACAGCAACACAGACACCAAGAACCCAGAUAUAGGCAGCAGAAACCCCCCACCAAUCAAAGACGCAAUCCACCUACACAAAAACCACAACAAGACCAACAACGGAACACAUUCCACAGAGACCCCAGACAGACACAAAACCAAGACACAAAACACACACCCACACCUGCCUCAAACCCCAUGUCCUUCUACUCCACAUCAACUCGGAAAACACCCCUACUUCCACCCCACCCAAUCACAUGA
This is a messenger RNA of Macrobrachium nipponense, 432 nucleotides long. Its product is annotated as activating signal cointegrator 1 complex subunit 2 homolog. Lineage: Eukaryota; Metazoa; Arthropoda; Malacostraca; Decapoda; Palaemonidae. The transcript has a single exon. Bases 1 to 432 code for a protein of 143 amino acids. The record is from RefSeq and is a predicted model, not a curated record.